CGGAAAGGUGGGGCACGGCUCGUCCGCGGCGCGCGGUCAAAUACGCACAUGACUAAGCGCGUUCGACGGCGUCACGACUUGAGCUGUCACGUCUCGACAGAGGCUUCGCCAUCAGCCGCCACCCGCGCACUACCCCUCCCACUCUACACCCGCUGCAUGGCAGCAUCUUGCAGGCGCACCACUCCGUAACCCCCAUACACGCCCAUUCGCACCGCUGCAUCCGCCCGCCACCUCCACCACUGCGCACCCGCCCACCGCGCCCGCCAUGUCGAGCCUCCUACGCCGCACCCCCGGCCAGCUCGCGCGCCUCGCGCGCCCCGCCUCCACAACCUCUGCGCGUGCGCCCUUCACAUUACGGCGGCGCGUGCCCGUGCCGCAGUGCCUGUACGCCCAGCAGCGCGCCCGGCGGUUUGCGACCGGGCCCGAGGAGCCCAAGAAGGACGAGAAGCACGAGGCGGCAGAGAAGAAGGAUGAGUCAGCACACAAGGACACGGCCGCACCAAAGGACGGCGACGCCCCGGCCGCGUCGAAGCUGACGGCUCACGAGGAGCAGACGCUCGACCACCUGGUGGAUUUCGUGACCACGGGUGUGCCCGAGGCGCAGAAGAAGGCGGUCCGCGACGCCAUGGCCCAGAUCAAGAAGACGGGCAUCCCGCCCGAGCUGCGCGAGGAGAUGGACAAGCUGGCCCGCGGCGACAAGCUGGACCUCGCCACCGCCGCCAAGAUCUCGCGCAUGACGACCAACAUGGCCCGCCGCGCCGCUGAGCAGCAGCAGUUCAAGGCCGGCGAGCCGCAGCAAAAGGCCGGUGCCCACGACCCGGGGCCACAGAGCCAGAAGAGCGGCAAGAAGGAGGCUCCUGGAGGCGGCCCUGGCCCGUUCGGCUCUAUGGACCCCCAGUCGAUGGUCGUCGCCGCCUUCCUGUCCUGGCUUACCUACCGCCUGUUCGUGCCCAGCGAGAACACCAAGGAGAUUACCUGGCAGGAGUUCCGCACCACGUUCCUCGACAAGGGGCUGGUCGAGAAGAUUGUCAUCCUCAAUGGCACCAAGGCCAAGGCCUUUGAGCGCAAGAUGGAGGUCGCCCAGCACGAGCUCGGCAUCCCCAGCUCUGAGCGCAUCCCCGUCGCCUACUCGAGCGAGAUCUCGUGGUUCGGCACCUUCUUGUCCUUCGGCCCCACCAUCCUGCUGCUCGGCGCUCUGUUCUACUUCACGCGCCGCGCCGGCAGUGGCGGUGGUGGCGCUGGCGGCGUCUUCGGCAUGGGCAAGAGCCGCGCGAAGAAGUUCAACCACGAGACCGACAUCAAGGUCAAGUUCGCCGACGUCGCCGGCAUGGACGAGGCCAAGCAGGAGAUCAUGGAGUUUGUGUCCUUCCUGAAGGACCCCGGCAGAUUCCAGAAGCUUGGCGCGAAGAUCCCGCGUGGUGCCGUCCUGUCCGGUCCCCCUGGUACUGGUAAGACACUGCUCGCCAAGGCCACCGCCGGCGAGUCGGGCGUGCCCUUCUUCAGCGUGAGCGGCUCCGAGUUCGUCGAGAUGUUCGUCGGUGUCGGUGCGUCGCGUGUGCGCGAUCUGUUCGCCAACGCGCGCAAGAGCACGCCCUGCAUUAUCUUCAUCGACGAGAUCGACGCCAUCGGCCGCUCCCGCUCGAAGCAGAACUUCGGCGGCGGCAACGACGAGCGCGAGGCCACCCUCAACCAGAUCCUGACCGAGAUGGACGGCUUCAACACCACAGAGCAGGUUGUCGUGCUGGCUGGAACGAACAGACCGGAUGUCCUCGACAAGGCGCUCAUGCGUCCGGGUCGUUUCGACAGGCAUAUCAACAUCGAUCGCCCGACUAUGGAGGGUCGAGGCCAGAUCUUUGGUGUGCAUCUGAAGAAGAUCAUCACCAAGGAGGAUAUUGAGUUCCUCAAGGGCAGGUUGGCGGCUUUCACACCUGGGUUCUCGGGUGCUGAUAUUGCCAACUGUGUCAACGAAGCCGCGCUGAUUGCCGCCCGUUACUCCGCCGACACAGUAACCAUGGUCCACUUCGAGCAGGCCAUCGAGCGCGUCAUCGGCGGCCUGGAAAAGAAGUCCCUCGUCCUCAAGCCCGAAGAGAAGAAGACCGUCGCCUACCACGAAGCCGGCCACGCCAUCUGCGGCUGGUACUUCAAAUACGCCGACCCGCUGCUCAAGGUUUCCAUCAUCCCGCGCGGCCAGGGCGCUCUUGGCUAUGCGCAGUACCUGCCCGCCGGCGACACCUACCUGAUGAACGUGCACCAGCUGAUGGACCGCAUGGCGAUGACACUCGGCGGCCGCGUCUCCGAGGAGCUAUACUUCGACACGGUGACUUCCGGCGCGUCCGACGACUUCCGCAAGGUAACCCAGAUGGCGACCGCCAUGGUGACCAAGUGGGGCAUGACCAAGAAAAUCGGCUACAUCUACUUCGACGACGACAACCAAGGCUCGCAGUUCCAGAAGCCCUUCUCCGAGGAAACCGCCAAGAACAUCGACGCCGAGGUCAAGCGCAUCGUCGACGAAGCCUACAAGCAGUGCCGCGACCUGCUGACCGAGAAGAAGCACGAAGUCGGCCUCGUCGCAGAGGAGCUGCUCAAGAAGGAGAUGCUCGGCCGCGAGGACAUGAUCCGUCUGCUCGGCGAGCGGCCCUUCGAGGACCCUCAGGACUUCCACAAGUACUUCUCGGGCGAGUACGGGCGCGCACCGGGGCAGAUGAGCCCCGAGGGCGAGACGGGCGCGAAGGGGCCGCUAGUGCCGCCGCCGAGCGUGGCGCUCAUCGAGGGCGAGGGGAGAAGACACCAUGUGUAAGCGGGCGAGCCCAUAACACGAUGGAGAAGCAGGUUUUUCUUUUGUCCCACAUUGCCAGGCGUCUUUCCCCGCGGCCUGGUGCGUUAUUCCACUCUUGCAUCCGAGCGUGCAGCAUCGAUUAGUCUAGACGGGGGCGCUUGCUGCGAGGCGCGUGCGCGUGCGUGUGCGUGUGUU
This is a messenger RNA of Boeremia exigua, 2971 nucleotides long. RefSeq names its product peptidase family M41-domain-containing protein. The transcript has 3 exons. NCBI's taxonomy places the organism in Eukaryota, Fungi, Ascomycota, Dothideomycetes, Pleosporales, Didymellaceae. Gene Ontology annotation, cellular component: m-AAA complex; membrane. The record is from RefSeq and is a predicted model, not a curated record. Gene Ontology annotation, biological process: protein-containing complex assembly; mitochondrial protein processing. Bases 266 to 2797 code for a protein of 843 amino acids. Gene Ontology annotation, molecular function: ATP binding; ATP-dependent peptidase activity; metalloendopeptidase activity.